Molecule: messenger RNA, 798 nt
Organism: Caenorhabditis remanei
Lineage: Eukaryota; Metazoa; Nematoda; Chromadorea; Rhabditida; Rhabditidae
Exons: 5
Coding region: 1-798 (265 amino acids)
Source: RefSeq, a predicted model, not a curated record
AUGGUUGAUGAACGAGAAAAUUACUCAAUAAAUGGAAUAUGUCGAUUCGAAAACUUCGCUGACAGCUUCAGAAACAGUGACUUUCCCAAUUUUCCGAUUGGUUUUAUAUGCGGUUUCGAUGAAUGGCGUUUGACAUUGAAAAUAAAAGAGAUAAACGGUAACUCUUAUGUUCAUCCAUCUGUAAGAUCUUACUGGCGGAGUCAACUGCAUUCAAUCAGAGUUCGAUUUUUCAUUGCUAUUCUCGAUGGAGAUGGAUCACAAAGGCUUGUGAUGGGAAGAAGAUGUCAUUUGACUCCAAGGAAACUGCCAGCAGGAAUCUACUUGAAACUGGAAAGUCUAUUGGAUGAAGGGAAUGGAUGGUUGGAUAAUGGAGCACUGCUGCUAGCCUUCCACUCUUCAUAUCUCAAAUUGACUUGUGAAGUUGAGUGUAACACUUUCUGUCGGGAAACUGUCGAAUGUGUUCAGAUUGCAUUUGGAGUGAAAAUUCAGUCGAAAGAAUCCAAUCCAAUCGUAAUUCUUGACAUGGCGAGAGAACUUGGGUUAACGAAUGUUAUCAGAUAUUGUGAGAGAUUUCUGAUUGAGGAAAGAGAUCUGGAUAGUCUGUUAUUUGAGUUCAAAUUGGCGGCGGAUUACAAAUUGAAUCACUACUUGACUUAUUUGUUGAAAAGUUUUGGAGGGAAAAAUCAGAGGAAACUGGCCGGAAUUCUGAAGAAAAUCGGAGUAGAGAACAUGUCAUUGGAAUACAUGAAACAGUGCACCAAGUAUUUCUUUGACAACUCAAAAACUAGAUUUCUGUAA